This is a messenger RNA of Mercurialis annua (annual mercury), 1335 nucleotides long. RefSeq lists its product as uncharacterized. The transcript has 4 exons. The coding region runs from base 1 to 1335 and encodes 444 amino acids. NCBI's taxonomy places the organism in Eukaryota, Viridiplantae, Streptophyta, Magnoliopsida, Malpighiales, Euphorbiaceae. The record is from RefSeq and is a predicted model, not a curated record.
AUGAUCCUUAUUCCAACACUUAUAACCCCGGAUGGAGGAAUCAUCCAAAUUUCGGAUGGCGGAAUCAAUAGGGGCAAGGCAAUGCUCAAGGGUCUAAUCAAGCGGGUCCAAGCUUUCAAAGCGGGUCCAAGCUUCCAAAGCAACAAUAGGCCUCCACAACAACAAGGUCACUAUCAAGGAAACCCAAACCAUGGGAACAAUUACGGUGGUAGACCACAACAUCCUCCCAGUAGACCACAAGGGGGAUUGCCCUCUACUACGGAGAACAACCCAAGGGAGCACCUAAAAGCGAUAGAGCUUCGGAGUGGGCGGAACUUGGAAAAGGCCAAUGGCAAGAAACAUGUUGUAGAGGAGGAAGAGCCUCAAAUUGUGAUUGAUAUAGCAAGCUCAAGCCAAGAGCUACCAAAGGAGCGUGAGGAAGUGGCUAUCGAGGUUGAAGAGCCUUAUUUGCAAAUUAAUCUUAGCUUGGCGGAUGCACUACGUGAGAUUCCACAGUAUGCCAAGUUCUUGAAGGAUAUCAUCACCAACAAAAGAAGUUGGGAUAGUGGCGCAACGGUUCCCAUUCCGGAAGUGUGUAGCUCCAUUAUUUUGAAUGAUUUGCCGGCUAAGUUGAAGGACCCAGGGAGUUUUUCUAUACCUUGCACUAUAGGAAAUAUGAGUUCUAUAAAUUGCCUAUGUGAUAUUGGUGCUAGCAUUAAUCUUAUGCCUUUAACUCUUUUCAGGACACUUUGUGGAGACCAAACCGUGAAAAGCACCUCGAUGGUACUCCAACUAGCGGAUCAUUCGUUGAAAAGGCCGUUUGGGAUUGUUGAGGAUGUGCUUGUCAAGGUAGAUAAACUCAUCUUUCCGGUUGAUUUUGUUAUCUUGGACUAUGCGGUUGAUAAGGAGUGCCCAAUGAUCUUGGGGCGACCUUUCAUGAACACCGGAAGGGCUUUAAUUGAUGUGCAUGGUGGGAAAUUGACCUUGCAGAUUGAUGAAGAAACGGUUGUGUUUGAUAUGAAGAAGGGUAACGAGGGGUACCAUCGAGGAGGAGGAUUGCAUGAGGAUUUAUCAAAGAGGGUAGAAAUUUGUCCUCAACAAAUCUCUCAAGUUUCGUUUCAUUCCGGGGUUGCGGAUGAUGAAUACACCGAAGAGGAUGAACCUAAGCCGGAAAAUUUGAACAAGAGCAAUGGUGUGACUCCACCAUCUUCCGAGUUACCGCCAAUUGUUGAGAUGAAGCCUCUUCCGUCUCAUCUCCGGUAUACCUUUGUUGGAGAGAAUGAGACCUUGCCGAUAAUUAUCUCGAACAAGCUUUCCAAGGAUCAAGAGAGGAGGGUUGUGCAAGUAGUGAAAUAG